AUGAGUGGCGGCGGCGCGGAGGCCGCUGUGGGUGGUGAGGCCCCCGCGGCGGGCGGCCACAAAAAGAAGGACUCGCUGGGGACCGCGGGCUCGCCAGCGCACCUCAUUAUCAAGGAUCUUGGAGAAAUUCAUUCAAGGCUGUUAGAUCACAGACCGGUUAUUCAGGGUGAAACCCGUUAUUUUGUGAAAGAAUUUGAAGAAAAACGUGGUCUUCGAGAAAUGCGAGUUCUUGAGAAUUUGAAGAACAUGAUCCAUGAAACAAAUGACCAUGCUCUUCCCAAAUGUCGAGAAACAAUGCACGACAACUUAAACCAAGUUCUCCAGAGAUUGCAAACAGCUACUGACUCAGUCUAUAGACUCCAACAGAGGGAGCAGGAACGAAAAAAGAUUUAUAAUGACCAUUUAAUAGCUAGUGAAAACCACCAUAUAAUCCAAUGGGAAGACUUCAUGAAAGAACAACACAACAAACAGGCUGAAGUGGAUGAAGAGCACAGAAAAGCUGUGGAGAGGCUUAAAGAACAAUAUGCUGAGAUGGAGAAGGACCUUGGAAAAUUUUCAACCUUUUAA
Messenger RNA from Pipistrellus nathusii (Nathusius's pipistrelle), 567 nucleotides. The record is from the annotation of a GenBank genome assembly. Lineage: Eukaryota; Metazoa; Chordata; Mammalia; Chiroptera; Vespertilionidae.